Silurus meridionalis is the source of this 3211-nucleotide messenger RNA. RefSeq names its product solute carrier family 15 member 1b (gene slc15a1b). Gene Ontology annotation, cellular component: membrane. Gene Ontology annotation, biological process: transmembrane transport; oligopeptide transport. The record is from RefSeq and is a predicted model, not a curated record. Gene Ontology annotation, molecular function: dipeptide transmembrane transporter activity. Bases 439 to 2622 code for a protein of 727 amino acids. NCBI's taxonomy places the organism in Eukaryota, Metazoa, Chordata, Actinopteri, Siluriformes, Siluridae. The transcript has 21 exons.
CACACAGAUGCGCUGAGCCAUAAAUGAGGGCCACAGUCCACAGUCCUGAUUAGGAUUUAUAAUGCAGGUAAUAUAUAAAGCCCUGCUACCUACUUCCCCCAGGUUCUCAGAGCACAGGAAGUGUGUGAGUGUGUGUGUGUGUGUGUGUGUGUGUGUGAGUGGUGUUUGGACAAACGAGCCUGCAUUAAAAGGAUAUACGCUCAGUGAGGAGUAAAAGGAGAGACAACAGGAAACAUGGCAGGUGAGUCAGCCAGGUGAUGAUCUCCAACACUCGAGUGUGUUAUUUGAUCUUGUGGGUUUUGUAUAGAAGAUCGAAUCUGAACACACUUUGUCAUAUGCUUUAUAGACAAAGAGCAGGGAAAAGAGCAGAAAACCAAAUCCAAGGUAAAAACAUUUCAAACAUAAAAUCUAUACAGUGCACACAGUGAUGCCUUGAAAAUGAUUCUUUAUUAUUAUUAUUAUUAUUAUGAUUAUUAUUUUGUAUUUUCAUUUUUUUUCCAGGAGUGCUGUGGAUACCCUCUCAGCAUCUUCUUCAUCGUCGUGAACGAGUUCUGCGAACGAUUUUCCUACUAUGGCAUGCGAACUGUGUUGGUGCUGUAUUUCCGUUACUUCCUGCGUUGGGAUGAUGACUUGGCCACCACCAUCUACCACACCUUCGUAGCUCUGUGCUACCUCACACCCAUCCUGGGAGCCAUCAUCGCCGACUCCUGGCUGGGGAAGUUUAAGACCAUAGUGUAUCUCUCCAUUGUGUACACUAUUGGACAGGCAGUCAUGGCCGUCAGCGCCAUCCACGACAUCACAGACGAGAACCAUGAUGGUUCUCCUGACAACAUGACCCUCCAUGUGGCUUUGUCCAUGGUGGGUUUGCUUCUUAUUGCUUUUGGGACUGGAGGCAUCAAACCCUGUGUUGCUGCUUUCGGAGGGGAUCAGUUCGAGGACCAUCAGGAGAAACAGAGGAGCACCUUCUUCUCCAUCUUCUACCUCUCCAUUAAUGCAGGCAGUCUGCUCUCUACCGUCAUCACACCCAUCCUCAGAGCUCAGGAAUGUGGCAUCAACUCCCAGCAGAAAUGUUAUCCGCUGGCGUUCGGCGUUCCCGCGGCUCUCAUGGCCGUCGCUCUCUUGGUGUUCAUUUUGGGCAGCAGCAUGUACGUCAAAGCGGCACCCAAAGGCAACAUCAUGCUGGAGGUGUGCAAGUGCAUUGGGUUUGCCAUCAAGAAUCGUUUCAAGCACCGCAGCAGCUCUUACCCCAAGAGGGAGCACUGGAUGGACUGGGCUGAAGAGAAAUACGACAAACUGCUUAUAGCCCAGGUGAAGAUGGUGGUGAAGGUUCUCUUCCUCUACAUCCCACUGCCCAUGUUCUGGGCUCUGUUUGACCAGCAGGGGUCUCGCUGGACUCUGCAGGCCACCACCAUGAAUGGCAACUUUGGUUUCUUCACCGUGCAGCCGGAUCAGAUGCAGACUGUGAACCCCAUUCUAAUCCUGGCGAUGGUCCCCGUGGUGGACAACCUUAUCUACCCUCUCAUCAAGAAAUGUGGUCUGAACUUCACGCCUCUGAAAAAGAUGACCACAGGUAUGUUCUUGGCGGCGUUGGCAUUUGUGGCUGCGGCACUGGUGCAGAUUCAGAUCGAUCAAACUCUUCCCUCGUUCCCCUCGGCAUCUGAAGCCCAGGUGAAGCUCUUGAACCUGGAGAACAGCACAUUGAGUAUUUCUUUGAAUGGACAGUCGGAGGAAAUUCCGGCAUUCCAGUCCUAUGGCUACACGACCCUGAAUACAGACACAAUGGAAUUAUCGUUUGGAAACCAAUCUCAGUCUUAUGACCUACUGAAAGGAGAUCGUCAAACGUUCCUGCUCACAGCAACAAGAGUCGAGGCACGGUCAGAAGAUUCAAACACUAAACCAGAACAAGGCAGUAACGAAAUCAGAUUUGUAAACGGUUAUGGUUCGGUGCUGAACGUGAAGUCGGGAUCGAAAGACAUAGGAAACGUGGGUCACUUCGAGUUCUCCAAUUACACACAGUUCCCAGAGGGCACAACCACGUUUAUCAUAUCGGAUCAGGCCACAAGAGGGUUGUGCCAGUACUCCAUAAACUUGGGUUUUGGAAGCUCCUACACACUGUUCAUACCGAGCACAUUCAACUUCGGGAAUGAAUGUGCAAGCACCAUCAAACAGUUCGAAGACAUCAAGCCGAACACCAUCCACAUGGCCUGGCAGAUCCCUCAGUACUUCCUCAUGACGUGUGGAGAGGUGGUGUUCUCCGUCACCGGUCUCGAGUUCUCCUAUUCACAGGCUCCUAAGAACAUGAAGUCGGUUCUUCAAGCUGGUUGGCUGCUGACCACCGCCAUGGGGAACAUCAUCGUCCUGAUUGUAGCUGAAGUAGGACAACUUCCUGAGCAGUGGGCCGAAUACGUGCUGUUCGCGUCACUCUUGCUGUGCGUGUGCAUCAUCUUCUCCGGCAUGGCUCACUACUACACCUACAUCGACCCGGCCGAGAUCGAGGAGCAGUUUUCCGAGUACGACCCCGACGACAAGAACAGGAAGCAGCUGGAGAUGAAUACGGACGCCGUGUGCACCUCAGACAACGAGAAAACGAAUCCGAACGAAAUCAAACAGACCAAGAUCUGAUCACGACACACACCGACACACACACACACGUUCCUAAUGCUGCAGAAAAAAUCAAUAUAUAUAUAUAUAUAUAGAACUUUUAAAAUCCCCUGAGGAGCCAGGAUCGUUUUAAGCAGUGGUUUAAGGACCAGUCCAAUGGAUGAGUAGGACUGCUGAAGGUGGUGGAGAGCAGAUCCGUGUCCAUUUAGUGAGAAGAUGGCGAGCGAUCGAGCUGUCAAAUUACCAAGAAAAAAAAAGGGGGUGGAGCAACUCACGUUUUCGGAUCGAACUCCCAAAGUGAUUUAAAUGUAAUAUUAUGCAUUUUUCCACAGAUCUUUAUGCAUGUUGGAAGGAUAAAAAGAAAAGAUUUCAUCCUGAAGAAAUCGAACCUAAUUUAAUAUUCGUAUUUAAAGUAUCUGGGUGUAUAUUUUGUAGCCGUCAGUUUUUGUAUAUAAAGUUAACGUUAAUGCGUCAGUGUAAAGCUAACAAAUCCCUGAUUGAGCGUCGAUCGAGCGAAUACUAUUAUAAACACCUUUCUUUCAUUUACUCAUCUACAGGUACUUCCGUCGAAAGACUGACCCUUAAAAAAUAAAAGAAAAUGUAUUUUCCA